Molecule: messenger RNA, 2134 nt
Organism: Acromyrmex echinatior (Panamanian leafcutter ant)
Lineage: Eukaryota; Metazoa; Arthropoda; Insecta; Hymenoptera; Formicidae
Product: ribosomal protein S6 kinase beta-1
Biological process (GO): signal transduction; protein phosphorylation
Molecular function (GO): protein serine/threonine kinase activity; ATP binding
Source: RefSeq, a predicted model, not a curated record
UUCAAAUCCGCCGCCUGGAAGAUUCAUGAUUAGUUAUAGUGGGAAGGGCGACGCGUGAGGCGAUUGGUUAAGAAGUUCACAUUCCCCUCUCCACGGGUAUUCGGCGUGGUUGCGACAGGAGUGAUUCGGUUCGUUCUACGAAUCGAGUUCUCGCCAUCGUCGUCACUCCGCGACCAUCUGCGACAGUGAUCGAGUCUUGAACGUCGUGUUACUCCGCGUAUCCCGCUCGUGCCUGCUGGGCGGCCUGCUGUUUUCGCGUACGGUGUGCCAGAAUUACCGGACUCUAUGUUGACAUCCCGCGCGAGAGGAGACGCAAGAGUAAUCCGGCGCGCCUGAAUUAUCCAUCUCCCCAGUUCGUGUAAGUGAACAGCGACACUAGGCGACCACGAUGUCCGCGAUAUUUGAUAUCGAGCUGCAGGAUGCAGGACUGCCGCACAGGGACGAGUCGGAGGACGACGACAUCAUCGAGAUCGACGCGGAGGAAUGCGUCACGCUGAACGAGCAUGAGAUCGUAAGCUCGUCUGACGUGGUGGAGACGGUGGCGAUUUCGGAGCACAAUGUCAAUCGCACGCACGAGAAGGUCGGACCGCAGGACUUUGAAUUGUGCAAAGUUAUUGGAAAAGGUGGCUAUGGCAAGGUGUUUCAAGUGCGCAAAAUAACGGGAAACGAUACCGGCACGAUCUUCGCUAUGAAGGUAUUGCGCAAGGCUUUGAUUGUAAGAAAUCAGAAAGAUACAGCUCACACUAGAGCUGAAAGAAACAUCUUGGAAUCCAUAAAGCAUCCUUUUAUCGUAGAUCUCAAGUAUGCCUUUCAAACUGGUCAUAAAUUAUAUUUGAUAUUGGAAUAUAUGUGCGGUGGUGAAUUGUUCCAUCAUUUAAAUGACGAAGGAAUUUUCAUGGAAGAUACUGCACGUUUUUACUUAUGCGAAAUUACAUUAGCUCUACAACAUCUUCACUUGCAAGGAAUUAUAUACAGAGAUUUGAAACCAGAAAAUAUUUUAUUGGAUGCAGAUGGACAUAUUAAAUUGACUGAUUUUGGAUUAUGUAAAGAGCAUAUACAAGAGGGCGCUCUUACGCAUACAUUUUGCGGAACUAUCGAAUAUAUGGCACCUGAGAUUUUAACAAGAAGUGGACACGGAAAAGCAGUAGAUUGGUGGAGUCUGGGAAGUUUGACAUAUGACAUGCUUACAGGAGCACCACCAUUUAGCUCAAACAGCAGGAAGAAAACUAUCGACAGAAUUCUACGUGGCAAAUUAUCUCUCCCAGCGUAUUUAACUGCCGAUGCUAAAGAUCUUAUUCGGAAAUUAUUGAAGAGACAAGUUGCGCAAAGAUUGGGAUCUGAUCAGUCGGAUGGUGAAGAAGUAAAAGCACACAAAUUCUUCAAACAUAUCAAUUGGAACGACGUUAUAUUUCGACAGUUAAAACCUCCCUUUAGACCAAAAUUGGCUAACGAAGAAGAUGUAUCACAAUUUGAUAAGAAAUUUACUACUUCAGCACCAAUAGACUCUCCAGUAGAUUACACUUUGAGCGAGUCAGCUGAUGGGCUAUUUCAGGGAUUUACAUAUGUAGCACCAAGUAUAAUGGAAGAUGUAUUUCGUAAACAACCCUUUUUAACUACCAAGCCAUCACCACGAGUCAUAAAAGCUAUAAGUCCUCGCAAAGCAACUCGCGGUUUUUCACCUCGGACGACGCAUCUUCAUUUUCACAAUACCCAUUUACCAAAUCACACGUAUGUAGUUGGUCACAACAAUGUGGAAGAUGCAGAGAUGAUUGAAAUAGGCUAACCGUUACUAUUAGACUAGUAGAUAGCAUUUUUGCCCAACUGCUGGAUAUUCAUGAUCCUCAGGGAGGGGUUUUAUAAUUUAGAGGGAAUAGUUAGGGAAUGGAUACAGUAUCCAUUAUUACAUUGGAUAUCCAGCAGUUACAUUUAGCAAAUCUUUUUUAUAUCUAUAUAUUGCGCAUAAAAAUAUUAAUUAAUAGAUUAUGAUUUAACAGCGACGCAGCAGGUAUUUGGUAGCACAUACAAUAGUCGCAUUUUUUAAUAUAGAUUAAAUAAUCCAUAAGAAAGUACAUUAUUUCUCAACUAGUUAUUAUAGAUUGCUUCAAUUAGCUACAGAUUUAUUGAAAAAUAUAUU